This is a messenger RNA of Didymodactylos carnosus, 948 nucleotides long. The record is from the annotation of a GenBank genome assembly. Lineage: Eukaryota; Metazoa; Rotifera; Eurotatoria; Philodinida; Philodinidae.
AUGAGAGAAUAUAAAUUGGUUGUCCUUGGCAGUGGUGGUGUAGGAAAAUCUGCCCUAACCGUUCAGUUUGUACAAGGAAUAUUUGUUGGAAAAUAUGAUCCGACGAUCGAAGAUUGCUAUAGAAAACAAGUUGAAAUUGAUGGACAACAAUGUGUUCUAGAGAUUCUUGAUACAGCAGGGACAGAACAAUUUACGGCAAUGAGAGAUCUUUACAUGAAAAAUGGACAAGGUUUUAUUUUGGUGUACUCCAUAACAUCUCAAGCAACAUACAAUGACCUCAUGGAUUUAAAAGAUCAAAUUAUUCGAGUAAAAGACACAGGAACUGAUGUUCCGAUGGUUCUUGUAGGCAACAAAAAUGAUUUAGAAGACGAACGUGUGGUAGGAAAACAGAACGGAGAGGCAUUGGCUCGAAGUUGGGGAUGUACAUUUUUAGAAGCAUCAGCAAAAUUACAAGUAAAUGUUAAUGAGGAGAUUGAAAUAGAUGGAGAACGAACCAUACUUGAAAUUCUUGAUACUGCAGGAACAGAACAUGCUUCAUGUAUGCGAGAUUUAUACAUGAAAAAUGGUCACGGUUUUAUCAUGGUUUAUUCCAUUGCAUCCAGUUCAACAUUCAACGAUUUAAUUGAACUAAAAGAUAACAUAACCAGUAUAAAAGGCACAACACAUGUACCAAUGGUGUUAGUAGGCAACAAAAUUGAUCUUGAAGAAGACAGAGUCGUUGGUCAAGAAAAUGGAAAGACACUUGCUCGAAGUUGGAAUUGUACAUUUUUAGAAGCGUCGGCAAAAUCUCGAGUAAACAUUAAGGAAAUGUUUUUUGAUCUUAUAUAUCAAAUAACUCGUAAUAACGAAGAAGACAAUGCUAUAAGAACAUCCAAAAACAAACGACCAACACAGCUUCGAUCAAAAGCCCCUAAUUCUGAACCACGUCUCUGUUGCGUUUUAUUGUAA